Molecule: messenger RNA, 1603 nt
Organism: Impatiens glandulifera
Lineage: Eukaryota; Viridiplantae; Streptophyta; Magnoliopsida; Ericales; Balsaminaceae
Product: SPX domain-containing protein 4
Exons: 3
Coding region: 92-1006 (304 amino acids)
Biological process (GO): cellular response to phosphate starvation
Source: RefSeq, a predicted model, not a curated record
AUUUUAUGAUGAUGAUAUAUUGAUUGAUAUCCAUCCUCACUUCAGAUCCCCUCUUCGUCUUCUUCUUCUUCCAUCUUCUUCUUUCGUCCGUAUGAAAUUCGGCAAGGAAUUUCGAACCCAUCUUGAGGAAACACUUCCGGAUUGGAAAGACAAGUUUCUAUGUUACAAGCCUCUGAAAAAGCUUCUCAAACAACACAUCCCCGCCGUUGACGAAGCUCCGGAUGAACUUGGACGCCGUCCUAAUCAACUUCCGCCUCCUUUAGCUGAUCUCGAGGUAUUGUUCGUCAGGAUCCUUGACGAAGAACUCGACAAGUUAAAUGAUUUCUACGUUGACAAAGAGGAAGAGUUCAUCAUCCGUCUUCAGGAGUUGAAAGAGAGAAUUGAACGUGCCAGGGAGACUAGCAACAAACCUGGUGGGACGACCUCAUCCGAUAAUGAAUUCAGUGAGGAGAUGAUGGGUAUCCGUACAGAUUUCGUUGCGAUUCAUGGUGAAAUGGUGCUUCUCAAGAACUACAGCUCACUUAAUUUUGCAGGUUUAGUUAAGAUCUUGAAGAAAUAUGACAAAAGAACAGGGGGUUUACUCAGGCUACCAUUUACACAGCUUGUUCUUGAUCAGCCAUUCUUCACAACAGAACCUUUGACUAGGUUAGUCCGUGAAUGUGAAGCCAAUCUGGAACUCCUCUUUCCAAUCCAAGCAGAAGUUGUGGAAUCUAAUCAUUCCAAUGUUGUGCCAAAUGUUUCGGUUUCUUCUUCUUCUACUUCUUCACUUGGUGAAGGAACAAUGGACAUUUACAGGAGCACAGUUGCUGCAAUCAGAACCAUACAAGGUCUUAAAAAGGCUAGCUCUACCUCUAAUCCGUUGUCGUUUGGUGCAAUUUUUGGCAGCAACCAAGAUAACGAUAGCAUGGGUGCCCUGACUGCUGAAAAUUCACCAACCGAUCAACAUAAGCAGGAAACUGACCAAGUUGAUGAAGAUGAUAAUGAUGAUGAUGAUGAUGAGCAGUAGAGAUAAGUUUUGUUUUUGUUUUUAUAGUUGUUGGACAUGAAUGAAAUGAGGGAUGAUGGAAAAUGGGCAAAUGCUCAACCAAGUGAAUGAGUAGACUUUUUUCAAUAAUAUUUUUCAAAUUGUUAUUAAUACAUUCACACAAAACCAAGAAAAGGAAUCCAAAUUACACAACACACAACACCAACCCAAAGGUUUAAACAACAUGAAAUCAGACUAUCACAAUAUAAGAGCAUAAAAAGCUAGAAGAUGAUGAAUCGUCCUCUUUAUUUAGUAAUACUUGUUGAUGGAGACUUUGGCACGACUAAGGAAUUUGAUCAUUUGAGGUGUAGCCUAGUACCCAGAUCUACAUCCUCUUUUAGGGGUACCCAAUUUCUGAAUCAAAGUGUGUUCGGUAAUAUGACGAUGAAGGUAGGUUGAAUUUCUGGUGGAACUUCCGAGUCAGAGUCAGGAAAGGCAUUCUGUUCGGGGCGCCCAGAUUCUGAGUUAUUGUCAGGGAAAACAUUUUGUUGAGGGUGUUGAAUAUCAGAGUUGGGGAAGACAUUCUGUUUUGGGGUACUAAAGUCGGGGAAGACAUUCUGUUUGGGAGUACUAAAGUCG